AUGGCGUGCUCGCGCACGAUAGGGCGGUGGAAGCGGGUCGUGGUCCCGAGCGAGGCGCGGCAGACGGCGCAGAGGAGGCAACAGCGGCUAGGUGCAGACACGGAGGCGGAGCUGCGCUGGAGAGGAAACGCCGGAGCAGUAGACCUGCGCGAGCCGGGGUUGCGCGCGGACGGCGGCGUCGGCAUGCAACGGCGCUGGCCGGGUGGCAGAGCAGCGCGCACGGGGAUGACCGGCACCAAUGGUGCAGCCAGGCAAGAGCGCUUCACCGACACGGAUGACAGCGAGGCGACCCUGGCGAGGUGCGGCAGCAGCGCGGACCAAGGAACGCGGGCGCGCUCGCUCGUGGGAAUGGGCCAGCAUCGGCGGGGCGCUGCGGCUCGGCUGGUCGUGAGCGGAGUUGGGAUGCCGGUGCGGGACGCGCGGGUGCAAGACGCGGAGGUGGAGCAAGGAGAGAUCGUGAGAUAUGGUGAGCAAGGCGAGCAGUGGCCUGGCUUCCUCAAGGAGCCGGGGUAG
Messenger RNA from Miscanthus lutarioriparius, 513 nucleotides. The record is from the annotation of a GenBank genome assembly. NCBI's taxonomy places the organism in Eukaryota, Viridiplantae, Streptophyta, Magnoliopsida, Poales, Poaceae.